Messenger RNA from Choloepus didactylus (southern two-toed sloth), 2560 nucleotides. It is a transcript of the gene CDK5RAP3, whose product is annotated as CDK5 regulatory subunit associated protein 3. The transcript has 16 exons. The record is from RefSeq and is a predicted model, not a curated record. Gene Ontology annotation, biological process: regulation of mitotic cell cycle; regulation of cyclin-dependent protein serine/threonine kinase activity. Bases 442 to 2265 code for a protein of 607 amino acids. NCBI's taxonomy places the organism in Eukaryota, Metazoa, Chordata, Mammalia, Pilosa, Megalonychidae. Gene Ontology annotation, cellular component: endomembrane system.
AAAACCCAGAGCCCCCAGCCCAUGCCUCUGAGGGGUCACUAGUGGUACUCCUCCACUCCGGCUGAGACUGACGUGCCCAGGACAGGAUCAGGAAGGCAGGAAGGUAUAUCCUGACCAACAGAGAGAAACAUCCUCCAGGCUGGGGGUGCUGGGGAAACUCUAGUUCAGCAAAGAGUUAAAAGAGAACUGCUCUGGAGUGAAACCUUCCCAGAAGAAACUCUGCUGGAGGCCUGGAUUGCCUCCAAGAAGCCAGUGGGAACCGAAGCUUCCCUCUACCCAUCAUGAUGAGAUGAUGGAAUAACGAAAUGCAGAGCUAUCCUUAGGAGAUGACAUCUGUGACCCAUUUCAUGUGGCCAUCCACCCAUUGGUGAAACUACUAUGGUUUCUUGCGAGAAGAUGGGAAAAUGUGAAGAGUACAUGGAUAUUUGGUGAGCAAUAAAUAUGUCAUGCAUGGCAUUCAAGACCAUUUGUGAUCUACUCCCAAAGAAGGCAUUUUUAACGUCCGAGGAAAAUGCCCUACAAGUCGACGCUAGGACCCUGCCCGCAGACGCUUUAAUUCGGGAGGAGAUGGCUCGGCGGUCUCCCGGGAUGGAGGCUGCCAGCAGAGUCUCUCCGGCGCCGCCUGCUGCGAUCGCGCCGCUGCUGCAUCUGUUUCCCGGCUCUUUCAUACCUUCCUGGCUUGAGCCCGCCUUCCUUCUCCCAUUGGCUGUCUCCCGUUCUCCCGCCUCUCUCAGCGCAGCCAAUCGGAGCCUGGACCAUCAGCACGUGCCCAUCGACAUCCAGACCAGCAAGCUGCUCGACUGGCUGGUGGACAGAAGGCACUGCAACCUGAGAUGGCAGAGGCUGGUGCUGACGAUCCGAGAGAAGAUCAAUGUUGCCAUCCAGGACAUGCCAGAGAGCGAAGAGAUCGCCCAGCUGCUCUCUGGGUCCUACAUUCACUACUUCCACUGCCUAAGAAUCGUGGACCUUCUCAAAGGCACUGAGGCCUCCACGAAAAAUAUUUUUGGCCGGUACUCUUCACAGCGAAUGAAGGAUUGGCAGGAGAUUGUGGCCCUGUAUGAGAAGGACAACACCUACUUGGCGGAACUCUCUAGCCUCCUGGUUAGGAACGUCAACUACGAGAUCCCCUCGCUGAAGAAGCAGAUUGCCAAGUGCCAGCAGCUCCAACAGGAGUACAGCCGCAAGGAAGAAGAGGGCCAGGCUGGGGCUGCCGAGAUGCGGGAGCAGUUCUACCACUCCUGCAAGCAGUAUGGCAUCACGGGAGACAAUGUGCGAAGAGAACUGCUGACCCUGGUGAAGGACCUGCCGAGCCAGUUGGCUGAGAUUGGAGCUGGGGCUCAGACUCUAGGGGAAGCCAUUGACCUGUAUCAGGCCUGUGUGGAGUUUGUGUGUGAAAGUCCUGCAGAGCAGGUGCUGCCAAUGCUGAGAUACGUGCAGAAGCAGGGAAACUCAACGGUGUAUGAAUGGAGGAUGGGGACAGAGCCCUUGGUGGUGGAGCGGCCGCAUCUUGAGAUGCCUCCCGAGCAGGUGGAAGAAGAUGUGAUCGAUUGGGGCAACUUUGGGGUGGAGGCAGCUUCUGAAGGGAUUGACUGCAGCAUCUCUGCCGAGGCGGCUGGAAUCAAUUGGGACAUCUCCCUGGAAGCAGACUCAGCGGAUGCCGGGAGUGAUGGAAUAGACUGGGGAGAUGAUGGUUCCGCUCUGCAGAUCACAGUGCUAGAAGCUGGAACCGAGGCUCCAGAAGGUAUUGCUAGGGGCCCAGACGCUCUGACACUUCUUGAACACUCUGAGACUCGGAAUCAGUUCAUCGAUGAGCUCAUGGAGCUCGAGAUCUUCUUGUCUCAGAGAGCAGUGGAGAUGAGUGAAGAGGAAGACAUCUUGUCCAUGAGCCAGUUCCAGCUGGCUCCAGCCAUCCUGCAGGGCCAGACCAAAGGAAACAUUGUUACCAUGGUGUCAGCACUGCAGGAUCUGAUUGGUCACCUCACCAAUCUUCGGAUGCAACACCUGUUUAUGAUCCUAGCCUCACCAAGGUAUGUGGACCGAGUGACUGAAUUCCUCCAGCAAAAGCUGAAGCAGUCCCAGGUACUGGCCUUGAAGAAGGAAUUGAUGGUGCAGAAGCAGCAAGAAGCGCUUCAGGAGCAGGCAGCUCUGGAGCCCAAGCUGGACCUGCUGCUAGAAAAGACCAGGGAGCUGCAGAAGCUGAUUGAAGCUGACAUUUCCAAGAGAUACAACGGGCGCCCUGUGAACCUGAUGGGAACUUCCCUGUGACACCCCUCUGCCUUCUUGCUUCCUGCCCUUCUCAGCCUUCAACAUGGAGGUGGCACAGGCAGGGCUCCUGUUGUGGGACCUUGUCUCGGCAAGAAACGAGGCAAACUGGAGGAUGGAAAGCCAUGUGAAGAAACUGUCACCCUGAUGGGGAGAAGUGGAGGCUGUUACCAUGCCACUCACUGUGCUCUCUACAAGAUGCUGUCUUGAUUGGCCCUGUGGCCUGGUUAGCCUGAAAUCACAGCUUCUCCUUGUGGUUAGUCUAGUUGGGCUUAAUAAAAGAGGAAAAGACACUUGA